ACAAGCAGCAGAAAACCUUCUGCGAUGCAAUCUUCUUCAUCUUCUACCUCCACAAAAUCUGUUGCUCAAGUCACUAGUGGGGAUACUGAAUUAGGACGUUUCCACCAUGGCAUUAGAAAUGAUGGGAGGACUGGAGAAUUUGAUGGACAUAAUCUCAGUCAUUCAAAAGAAAUGUGUGAUGUAUUCAGAGCUAAAUUUGGUCUACGUGAGUUCCGUCCCAAUCAACUUCAAAUUAUUAAUGCAGCCAUCUUAGGCCAUGAUUGCUUUGUUCUUAUGCCUACUGGAGGUGGAAAGUCACUGUGUUAUCAACUUCCUGCCUUAUUAAAUCCAGGAGUCUCUAUAGUAAUUUCACCUCUGAAAUCCCUCAUAUUUGAUCAAGUGCAGAAACUUAAUUCUUUGGAUAUUCCAUCUGCUUGCUUAUCAGGUGAUAUUUCCAGACAGCAAGUUGACUAUGUAUAUUUCGAUCUAAGCUUGAGGGAACCAAGUAUUAAGUUGUUGUAUGUCACGCCUGAAAUGUUGAGUGCAAGUGACAAGUUGAAAAAUAUUCUCUCAUCUCUACAUUCUCGUGGAAAAUUAGCUCGUUUUGUUAUUGAUGAAGCUCAUUGUGUGUCCCAGUGGGGCCAUGACUUUAGGCCAGACUACAGAAAACUGAAUGAACUACGUCAAAAGUAUCCUAAAGUACCAUUUAUGGCUCUGACAGCAACAGCCACUCCAAGAGUUCGGAUAGAUAUUAAACAUCAGCUUGGUCUUGUUGAUGUGAAAAUGUUCUUAUCUAGUUUCAACCGAUCAAAUUUGAAGUAUGCAGUGUUGCCCAAAAAGUCAAAAGCUUGUAAUGCUGACAUGAUUGAAAUGAUCAAAGAGAAAUUUCCACGCGCAUCAGGGAUAGUGUACUGCUUCUCUCGGAAAGACUGUGAGACAACUGCUCAGGAGUUCACUAAUGCAGGCAUCAAAACUGUAGCAUAUCAUGCUGGGCUUUCUGAUAAAGCAAGAGCCUCAACUCAAUCUCAGUGGAUCUCCAAUAAAGUGAAGGUUGUAGCUGCCACUAUUGCCUUUGGUAUGGGGAUUGACAAACCCGAUGUCCGCUUUGUUUUCCAUCAAACUAUGCCAAAGUCAAUAGAGGGAUACUAUCAGGAAACCGGCAGAGCUGGUCGUGAUGGUAAAUUGUCUCACUGCAUCACAUACUACAAAUAUGAAGAUUCCAUUCGACUGAAGUCAAUGAUUGAGAGUGAUCAGUCUUCAUAUACAGAUUGGAAUGCAAGGAGAACUGUUCUUGAUAGACACUUAGAAAAUCUCAGAUUUAUGAUUUCCUUCUUUGAAAACAAGACUGAUUGCCGCCGGUCUCAGCAAUUACAUCACUUUGGUGAAUUUUAUUCUUCAGAGAUGUGUUUGAAAAAUAGAGCAACAGCUUGUGAUAACUGUGAGGCCAAGGGUCAAUAUACUGAAACUGAUGUGACUUCGGAAGCUCGGGCUAUAGUGAAAUUUGUUAAGGAUAAGUGCAAUGGAACUGGGCCAAAAUUCAACUUUUCUCUUCUGCAUAUGGUAGAUGUGUUCAAGGGAAGUAAAGUGAAGAAAAUAGUUGAUGCAGAACAUCAUUUGCAUCCUAUGCAUGGCAUGGGUAAAAAAUGGAUGAAAACUGAUAUUGAAAGGUUGUUCCACAAGCUGGUUAUAGAAAGUUAUCUGAAGGAAAGUCUUCACACCAACCAUCUAGACAUGACCAAUGCAUAUUUGAAGGUUGGAUCAAAAGCUGCCUUACUAUUUGAUCAAAACUUCAAGAUGAUGUUCCCAAUGAAUGGCCCUGGUAGUAAGGCUGUUACUGAAGUUGAAGAAACAAGUAAUGAUCAAUCUGAUCAGGAAAUGGAGGAGAUUCACAGUCAGUGCUACACUGAACUUUCUGAGAAAGUCCAGGCUAUGGCAGAUUCUAUGGGUGUCAGCUCUGCUUCCAUUAUGAACCUUGAGGCUGUGCGGUGUAUGGCUCAAGAACUGCCUGAAAAUGAAGAAGAGAUGCUCAGAAUACCGCAUGUUACUAAAGCUAAUUUUGUGAAGUAUGGUGAUGCCUUAUUAGAGGUCACCCAGGAGUAUGCUAGCAGGAGGAAUGCACUUAUGGCUAAACGGGAAGAAGAUAAAAUUAAAGAAACCUUUGCAAAUGGCAUUGAAGACUGGGAUGAUGAUUUUGGAGGGGACAACAAUGGUAAUGAACAGGAAUCUCCCUACUUUACAUCACCAAGUGGAAGUAAACGAGGAGGAUUUAAACGAAAGGGUGGCUUCCGUAAAGGAAAGAAAACUUGGAAGAAGAGCCGUGGCAGUAGCUCGAGGAGUAAGGGAUCCUCCAGUGGUUCAAGUAGUCGUGGUUCAUCUUCCAGUAGGGGGGCCAGUAGUCGUGGAGGCAAAAAAAGUGCUUCAAGCUCAGGACCAGGUACUUUUGUGAUACAAAUCAUCAGGGUAUUUGUUCUAAACCUCUAUGCUGAUGUAGCUUACUGUGUUACUGUAUUUGUAAUUUGA
Molecule: messenger RNA, 2499 nt
Organism: Frankliniella occidentalis (western flower thrips)
Lineage: Eukaryota; Metazoa; Arthropoda; Insecta; Thysanoptera; Thripidae
Gene: Blm
Product: recQ-like DNA helicase Blm
Exons: 14
Coding region: 25-2499 (824 amino acids)
Biological process (GO): DNA replication; double-strand break repair via homologous recombination
Cellular component (GO): cytoplasm; chromosome; nucleus
Molecular function (GO): nucleic acid binding; four-way junction helicase activity; ATP binding
Source: RefSeq, a predicted model, not a curated record